Molecule: messenger RNA, 800 nt
Organism: Rubroshorea leprosula
Lineage: Eukaryota; Viridiplantae; Streptophyta; Magnoliopsida; Malvales; Dipterocarpaceae
Source: the annotation of a GenBank genome assembly
CAGGGGCACCCCUCAAAAGUUCCCACAACAUCAGUUGGGUAGAAGUCAUUACCUUUUCUCUUAAUUAAUCAGAUUUUAGAGCUUCAAGCUCAAGAUUCACUGCUUGAUUCUUUCAGGUCAAGUUUCUUUUAGUGUGUGUAUAAUUAUUUGCUUGAUAUCUUUUUGUCUUGAUGAACGUCGUGAAUAAUUUCUUAUUUGAUUUUUUACAAGACUUUUGGUGGAAGAAUAUGGAAAUCACAUGGCUAGAAUUGCGAGAACUUUAUAUGAAGCUAUGGCGAACAAUCUCAAUCUGGAUACCAAACAAUCUUACUUAUCUGAAUCCACCGGGUUCAUACGAGUCCAACGUUACCCACCUAUCUCCAAGGGAAGCCAGGGAUGGGAAGUCGGCGACCAUAAAGACAGCUUCAUGCUUACCAUACUGAAUCAAAACCAGUUGAGCGGAAUCCAAGUUCUCAAAGACGAUGAAUGGUUCUCUGUCAAACCUGUUUCCGAUGAACUAGUUGUCUCUCUAGGGCACAUGAUGCAGGCUAUGAGUGGAGAUGAAUACGUGAGCGCCAAGAACCGUGUGAAGGUGAACAGGCAGGAGGACAGAAUAAUCUCGAUCUGCUACUCUGUGUUUCCAGAACAUGAGAGUUUGAUUCAAAGUUCAAACUACAAACCUUUUACUUAUAAUGACUAUUGUGCGCAAUCACAAAGAUAUAUGGAGACAAUGGGAUUUAAAGUUGGGCUUCAAAGGUUCAAGAUUAUUGGUAAUUAAGGCUAGCUCUCUGAGCAUAUGCUAAUAAUCUCUACCCUUGUAU